Sycon ciliatum is the source of this 1937-nucleotide messenger RNA. Its product is annotated as ulvan-active sulfatase-like. The transcript has a single exon. Gene Ontology annotation, molecular function: iduronate-2-sulfatase activity. Gene Ontology annotation, cellular component: cytoplasm. The record is from RefSeq and is a predicted model, not a curated record. The coding region runs from base 214 to 1743 and encodes 509 amino acids. NCBI's taxonomy places the organism in Eukaryota, Metazoa, Porifera, Calcarea, Leucosolenida, Sycettidae.
UUUCUUGUCAUUGUGGCUUGUGUUGAGCAGCAGCAACGCGAGCGAUUUCUUUCAAAGGUGAUUGGACUUUCGGACCACUGCCCACUGCAAUAAUCGAAGUACUUGAAGCACAGCUGAAUAGAUAGUUGCAAGCAUUAGCGGCUCUCCCUUCUAAGAGGCUGACUCAGGGAAUACCGACAUCUGAGAAGUAUUUUGCCCCACCUUAUUCUGAAAAUGAGCAAUUUGCUGCAUCGCUGGACGCUAUUGGUCGGGAUACUAGCAGCCUCCCUAGGAGUCUGCGUAGCGAAGCACAAUAUCCUGAUGAUAGCGAUCGAUGAUCUGCGUCCGGAGAUAGCUGGCUAUGGAUUUCCUCGCAUGCACACACCCAACAUGGACAAGCUGAUCAAAGAAGGCACGAUGUUUCGUCGUAACUACGUCCAGCAGGCAGUGUGCAGUCCAUCUCGUACAUCGCUGUUGACUGGCCGAAGACCAGACACCACACAUAUCUAUGAUCUAUGGACGUACUUCCGCAGUGCCGGCUGUAAUGUCACCACCCUGCCACAGUUCUUCAAACAACAAGGCUACAAGACUGCAGGACAUGGCAAGAUUUACCACCCAGGUCAUGCCUCGGGAGCAGGGGUUUUUCCUACUGGAGACGACCCACCCAGCUGGACGGAGCCAUACUUCCAUUCGCCGAACAAGAAAAACUUCUCCACUGAUGCCAAAGCGUGGGCAACACCUGACGCUCCGGAGGAAGAUUUUCCCGACACUCAGAUCGCCGCGGCUGGAAUUGCUACAAUGAAACGGCUAGCCGAUAAGCCGUUCUUCAUCGCCGUCGGUUUCCACAAGCCUCAUCUGCCAUUCAUCUUCCCAAAGAAUUAUCUUGACUACUACCCAGAAGAGAAUAUCACAAUAGCAGCUGACCCCUUCCCACCCAAGGACAUGCCUCCGAUUGCUUGGUCUGAUUGGGGAGAGCUCCGUAACUACCACGAUGUGGCCGCCAUGGACUUGCCUACGAACAUUUCCAAAGACAUGCCGGACGACUAUGCCAAGGAGCUGCGCCGCGCAUACUAUGCCGCCACAUCCUACACAGACGCACAGAUUGGCAAGGUGCUACAAUCGCUGGACACGCUAGGACUGAGUGCAAACACCACCGUACUGCUGUGGGGUGAUCAUGGCUGGCAGCUAGGUGAGCUAGGCGAGUGGUGUAAGCACACAAACUUUGAAAUAGCCGCCAGGGCACCGCUGAUUGUACGCACUCCACUCAUCCCAGAGUCGCAUGGCACUGUCGUCGAGUCGCUCGUCGAGCACGUUGACAUCUAUCCAACAUUGGUAGACCUGGCCGGCUUUGAAGUGCCAAAGGGUUUGGAGGGAUUUUCCCUAGUCCCACUGUUGAAGAACAGCACCGCACAAUGGAAGACGGCAGCGUUUUCCCAGUACCCGCGUGGUCUACCGAAGGGCACAAAGCGUGAUCAUCCACACGACCACAGCAUGGGUUAUUCCGUACGUACUGCAGACUGGCGCUACACAGAAUGGGUAUACUUCCACAACACCACCAUGACACACGACUGGGAUCGCAACUUUGGUGUCGAGCUCUACGACCAUCGCGGAGACGACGGCACCAGCUUUGCCGCCUGGGAGAACCAAAACCUGGCCAACCUUCAGGAGUUUGGUCCGGUUGUGAAGCAGAUGUCGGCCAUUCUGCGAGCAGGUCCGCAGGCUCAGCAGGAGCAAUUGCACACUGCUCGCCGACAGCAGCCAUGAACAUUAAUUUUCAAAAAACCCUUUUCUUUUUAGACUACAUCGUGCUUUUGUAAUUUGGUCCAUUUCUUUUUCAGUCCUCAUGAAUUCCUCCAGAUUCUAUUGCUCUUUACCGACAAGGCAUCAGAUGUGCUGAUAUUUUAGUUUACAUUUUGAAGGUUUUUACUUUUUAGGGAAGCCAAUGGCCUGCAUCGUGA